Molecule: messenger RNA, 462 nt
Organism: Aegilops tauschii subsp. strangulata
Lineage: Eukaryota; Viridiplantae; Streptophyta; Magnoliopsida; Poales; Poaceae
Source: RefSeq, a predicted model, not a curated record
AUGUCGUCGACGUCGUCCAACUCCAAGCCGAAAAGAGCAGGUGGCCUCCAGGGCCACAGGCCGCAGCCGCUGAGCCUGCCGACCCGGCCGUCCAAGAAACCACGCGUCGGCGGCCACGCCGGAUCAGCUGGGGCUGGGCCCGUGAUCGUGUACGAGCGCACGCCGAGGGUCGUCCACGCCGACCCGCACGAGUUCAUGGCCGUCGUCCAGAGGCUCACGGGCAAGCAGUGGUCGUCACCGGAGGCGACGUCCGGGGCUAGGAACGGCAGGGCCUCGACGUCGGCGGCCGCGGACGCUUUGGUUCUCACGCUUGGCCAGGAGCAGCGGCGUGCGCCGUGUAGCCAUGAUCAUCCCGCACCUUCUGCUUCCCCGGGUACUGCAUCAUCGAUAUCGCCGCUGUCCCCGAGCAGCUUCUUCCUCUCCCCGGCCACCAUGCACGCGAUACGAGACCUCAUCAGCUGA